UAUCGUCCGGGGAACUGGUAAUCAGGCCAUUUAAAACUCGCGUGUUUACACCUCGAGGGCCAUCAUCGAAAAUCAGCAGUUAGUUUUAGUUAUCUCCUGCUUACGCCAGAACUUCAGGAAAGACCGAGUUGUUUAUAAUCGAUACUAUUAUCUACUCGAUUAUUUUACCGGUUUUUGGUACCACAUUGCAAAGCACUAGACGAUUAAAAAAACAUUCGUUCAUUUCAUUCACUCACAAAAUGGCGUCACCGGCGAUUUGCUGUUUCUCCGGCUCCGACAAACAAAACGUCAUUUUUUCUUGUAAGUAAUAGCUAUAUAGCCACGAGUUUCAGAACUAUUUUGAUGUAUAAAUGUAUUAAUUGUAAUGUUUAUGAAAUCAUUUCAACUUUUACACCCAAUUUUAUAUCAUUAUUCUCCCAUAUCGUGUUUAGUUUCCUCUUCGCGUUCAUUUUCUGUUAGUACGUUGCUUUUUAAAAGCAUGAAGAUCGGAACCCACGAUGGCGUAUUCCAUUGCGACGAAGUCCUGGCUUGCUUCAUGCUCAAGCAGCUACCGCAGUACAAGGAUGCCGAGAUCGUCCGCACCAGAGACCCGGAGAAGCUGAAGACUUGCGAUAUCGUGGUAGAUGUUGGCGCGGCGUUCGACCAUGAGGCAAAGCGGUACGAUCAUCAUCAGAGAGAAUUUAGCGAGACCUUGAGUUCUUUGCGGCCCGAGCUUGGUGAUAAGUACAAAAUAAAAUUAAGUUCAGCUGGUCUAGUUUACGCAUAUUAUGGUGAGGAUGUCAUCCAAACCAUUGCUCCUAAGGAAGUCCCGCUACAAUCAGAAGAUUUAAGGAUCAUUUACAAGAAAGUAUAUGAAAACUUCAUUGAAGAAAUAGAUGCUAUUGAUAAUGGAGUACCUAUGACCAGUGAGGAGCCAAAAUACAAGAUAAGAACACAUUUAAGUACAAGAGUGGGUCGCUUAAACCCAGAAUGGAACUCUAGUGCUAAAGUGGACCUAGAUGAGGUGUUCAAGAAAGCUAUGAAACUUGUUAGUGAAGAGUUUCUUUACACUACUAACUAUUUUAUAUCAGUUUGGCUGCCCGCUAGAGAUUAUGUCAAGUCUGCGAUAGAAUCUAGAUUUGAGGUUCACAAGUCGGGCCAGAUUUUGGAAUUUACAGAAAGGUUCCCCUGGAAGGAGCACCUGUUUGACCUUGAGACCGAGAUGGGGCUUGGCCAAGAGAUCAAGUAUGUGCUGUUCAACGACAAGCCGAAGUCAUGGAGGGUGCAGGCUGUGCCUCAGAACCCUACCAGCUUCAUUACCAGGAAACCUCUCCACAAAGAGUGGUGGGGCGUCCGCGACGAGCUAUUGAGCGACGUGGCCGCCAUACCGGACUGCGUGUUCUGCCACAGCACCGGCUUCAUCGGCGGCAACGCCACCAGGGAGGGCGCGCUUAAGAUGGCCGUCGCCAGCUUAGAAGCUUGAUCGGGAUAUUAUAUUUGACACACAUA
This is a messenger RNA of Cydia pomonella (codling moth), 1488 nucleotides long. RefSeq names its product MYG1 exonuclease. The transcript has 5 exons. Gene Ontology annotation, cellular component: nucleus; cytoplasm. The record is from RefSeq and is a predicted model, not a curated record. NCBI's taxonomy places the organism in Eukaryota, Metazoa, Arthropoda, Insecta, Lepidoptera, Tortricidae. The coding region runs from base 365 to 1462 and encodes 365 amino acids.